This is a messenger RNA of Dreissena polymorpha, 1555 nucleotides long. RefSeq lists its product as uncharacterized. The transcript has 10 exons. The coding region runs from base 34 to 1086 and encodes 350 amino acids. Lineage: Eukaryota; Metazoa; Mollusca; Bivalvia; Myida; Dreissenidae. The record is from RefSeq and is a predicted model, not a curated record.
CAUACUAUUUGUAGUAGAGAUGCAGGAUCCCCAAUGAAAACGAUACAACAUGCGAUUACAAGCCUCAAGGGAGCUCAGUACUCCACGGCCUACAUCGAGUUACUGAAAGGUCAUCACGAUCUUGCUGCAACGUUGCAGAUUAACGUCAGCAACGUCGUCAAACGUUCGUAUCAACGACAGGCCGUAAACGUGACGGGCGGUAAACCAAUCGAAAGCCGGUAUUUUAAGCACAUAACCGACCACGACGUUCUUGCCAAGUUGCCAUCCAAUGCACGAAAGCACAUCCGCGUGGUACAUUUGCCUGAUGUGGGUAUCACUAACUACGGAACAAUACAAGAGUUCGGAAAUGGCGCUCGAAACCCAGCGCAGAUAGAAGUGUUCUACAAUGGGAAACCGCUACACGUUGCACAGUGGCCAAAUGAGGGUUUCAUCAACAUAAUUGAGGUUCCAGAGGGUCAGUCCGGUACCAGGUUCCGGUACAACUCGUCGGUACCAGCGGGAUGGGCCAAUGAGACGGACUUGUGGGUAUACGGCUAUUGGUACUGGAGUUGGUCGGAUAGGUCGGUAAAGGUUGCAAGUCUUAAUGCCUACACGAACACCGUGACUGUGGUACAGAACCCACCGUACGGACUUAGGAUUGGUCAUUUUGGAAAGCCUCCAGAGCAAGUUCGCUUUGAGGAUCAAGGAGGCUACUUCCGCUUCUACAACGUGUUCUCGGAGCUGGACCAGCCUGGGGAAUAUUACAUGGACAAAAACUCUGGUAAUCUCUACGUGUGGAUGCCAAAUAAAGACGGUAACGUCAAUGCCUCUGACAUCACUUACGUCUCCCUAAUACACGAUUGCAUCAAUAUAGUUCAAAAUGUUCACGACAUAACAUUGACCGACUUCACCCUUGAGGCGUGCCGAGGUAAUGGGAUCUACGGGGUAAACGUGCACGACAUUCAGAUACAAAACAUGGAUAUAAGAAACACAGGUUUAACAGGUGCUGUGUUGACUGGAGACAGUCGUGACGUCACAAUCACACAGUGUACGAUUCCUGACGUAGGAGGUGGCAUUUAUCUAUCCGGUACCCUUUACUUUGCUUAAAACUAAGUUGUAUACUAUCAAUAAGUCAUACUAACUGUCGUUAGUUUGCAAUAUAUAUAGUAUAUGUAAAUUAGCGUGUUCAAAAUAGAAGUAGCAUAUUUUCUUAUACUAAAUGCAAGCCUUUACCCAUUCUAUGCACAAAUAUAAUCCUACUUAACAAUGUAAGAACGUAUAUGUUUGACUGCUUCAGAUGUUUGAUGUAAUGUUUAUGUAAUAAUUGUGAUUUAUUGUAGUUGUUUCACACUUGUACCGAAGUAUAUCAGUUAUUUAAUGAACCCACAGGUCGAGUGUAAAGAACUGACAUAUUGACAAAGGACAAUAAACAAUAAUGAAACUACCGGAGAGACAUUCAUGUUCAACUACUUUUAUAGCAGAACACCAACAAGGUUUUUAUAAUCGUAGAGCAAAGUUAGCUACUUAUUGCACUGUCAGACUCUGUCCACUAAGGAUAGCACAAUUAUUGAAAGAU